This is a messenger RNA of Malania oleifera, 2217 nucleotides long. RefSeq names its product serine/threonine-protein kinase D6PKL2. NCBI's taxonomy places the organism in Eukaryota, Viridiplantae, Streptophyta, Magnoliopsida, Santalales, Ximeniaceae. Gene Ontology annotation, cellular component: cytoplasm; plasma membrane; nucleus. The record is from RefSeq and is a predicted model, not a curated record. The transcript has 2 exons. Bases 509 to 2095 code for a protein of 528 amino acids. Gene Ontology annotation, biological process: protein phosphorylation. Gene Ontology annotation, molecular function: ATP binding; protein serine/threonine kinase activity.
UCAGAUCAGCCAUCGCUAAAUCAACCUGGUGAUCAACGACUAAGAUUGACAUCAGGAACACAAAAUCUACGCGGGUUAAUAUGAUGUCGCUCCACCCUAUAAGCCCCCUUGCAACCUGAGUAACGGUAUUGGCUGAUGGCGUUUAAAUGUGCCCUUGUUUAGAAAAUCUGCGCAGGGCUUUUGUCGCCCUCGUAACUCCAAAAGCCCCUCUCUCUCUCUCUCUCUGCUCUGCUCUGUGGAGACUGUUUUGUCUGCAAGCUGUUAUAUCUGGGACUGUGUAAGAGAUGCCUCAAGCCCCAACCCGUUCAUUGGGCCUCUCACCUUCACGUUUCAAAUUUGAAUGCCCUUCUCACCUCCUCUUGGGCACCCAUGCUCGGUCCUCUGCCCACUCCCGCCCUUCUCUCUUUGACCGCCUCGUUCUCGGCGAACGGCUCCUUGACCGUCUCUUCCGUGACCAUUUUCUCCUGUCAGGACUUUCGUCGAACAGGAUAACUGCGCAUCUUCAGGCAUGAACAAAAUGGUGGAUAAUGGUGUUGAUUCUGAUGCCAAAGCUGCCAUUGAUGAUGAUCUACAAGACCUGGGUUUCAAGAACAGUGUGAGUAUCAGCAUCUGUAGCAGUACCGUCACCGGGUCUGAUAAUAGUGUGAGUUGUAAGGUUAGUGAUGGCGGGUUUGAAGAGAAACAGGGGACUUCUUUGUCGGUUGAAGGGAGCAAAAAUGUGGGUUCUAUGGAUCGAAUGGAAAGUGAAAAGAGUAGUUUGAGUUCUUUGAGCUGCUCCAAUGUUAGUAUUGAUGCCAGUGAGAUUAGUUUUAGAAGCUUUUGCCCCUCCAAGCCUCACAAGGGCAAUGACAUUCGUUGGGAAGCGAUACAGUGUGUGAAGGGCAGAGAUGGGGGCUUGGGUUUGGGUCAUUUUAGGCUUUUGAAGAAGCUUGGAUGUGGGGAUAUAGGGAGUGUGUACUUGGCUGAACUGAGAGGGAUCGGUUGUUUGUUUGCGAUGAAGGUGAUGGAUAAAGGGUUGUUAGCAGGGAGGAAGAAGUUGAUGAGAGCUCAGACUGAGAGAGAGAUAUUGGGUUUGUUGGACCACCCUUUUCUUCCUACCCUUUAUUCGCAUUUUGAAACAGAGAAGUUUUCUUGCUUGCUCAUGGAGUUCUGCUCCGGAGGGGACCUUCAUACGCUCCGGCAGCGGCAGCCAAGCAAACAUUUUUCAGAACAAGUAGCAAGGUUUUAUGCUUCGGAAGUACUUCUUGCCCUCGAGUAUCUACACAUGAUGGGAGUGGUGUAUAGGGACUUGAAACCUGAAAAUGUUCUGGUGAGGGAGGAUGGCCAUAUUAUGCUCUCAGAUUUUGAUUUAUCAUUGAGAUGUUAUGUGAGUCCCACCCUCAUUAAAUCAUCUUCUGAGCCAUCUUGUAGGAUCUCUUCCUACUGUAUUCAGCCCUCUUGCAUUGAUCCUGCAUGCAAACUGCCUGUUUGUGUAGAGCCUUCUUGCUUGCAACCUUCUUGCUUUAUGCCUAGUCUUUUCAACUCCAAAUCAGAAAAAGUGAAGAGUGAAAGAACAAGUUUGGCAAAUUUGGAUUCAUUUCCUGUUCUCAUUGCAGAGCCAACCAGCGCCCGUUCCAUGUCAUUUGUUGGGACACAUGAAUAUUUAGCACCUGAGAUAAUUAGAGGGGAUGGUCAUGGAAGUGCUGUAGAUUGGUGGACAUUUGGUAUUUUCUUGUAUGAGUUAUUACAUGGGAGAACACCAUUCAAGGGUAAUGGAAACCGAGAGACAUUAUUCAAUGUUGUUGGACAAUCCUUGAAAUUUCCUGAGGGAUCCUCAGUUAGUUUCGCCGCUAAGGAUUUGAUCCGGGGCCUGCUUGUAAAGGAUCCACAAAAGAGACUAGGGUACAAAAGAGGUGCAACAGAGAUCAAACAGCAUCCCUUCUUUGAAAGUGUUAAUUGGGCUCUUAUUCGCAGCAUUCACCCUCCAGAGAUCCCUAAAGUAGUCGAUCUCGCUUUUCGUAAUCACAAAUUCGGGCCAACCUCAGUUCCAAAUGACAAAGUGGUUGCAGAUUCAGAUAGAUCUUCAGGUCCUUACUUAGAUUUUGAAUUUUUCUAAUGAAUUUUGGCGGUUAAUUAAAAGUGUAGUUUAUCCUUAAGUUAAGUUGGUUAGGUUUACAACUUAACAUUGCUGUUGUGCAUUCUUGCCAAUGAAAAUCAGUUUUUGUCUACCACUUUGCA